UUUGUGACAGGCAAUUGGCUUGUUACACGGGUUCAACUGUUGGAGGCCUGCUAAACGCUACAUUUGGAAACGUGACAGAGCUGAUCAUAUCGAUUUUCGCUCUUAAAACUGGAAUGAUACGCGUUGUACAGCUGACACUGCUCGGCUCGAUCCUUUCUAACAUGUUGCUUGUACUUGGCUGCGCCUUUUUUUGUGGUGGGCUUGUAUAUUCCCAGAAAGAGCAAGUCUUUGAUAAAGGAAACGCCGUUGUGAAUUCAGGAUUGCUUUUGAUGGCUGUCAUGGGGUUACUCUUCCCCACAGUUCUUCAUUACACGCACAGUGAGGUUCAUGCUGGGUCAUCAGAGCUUGCUCUCUCAAGAUUCAGCAGUUGCGUAAUGCUCGUUGCCUAUGCUGCUUACCUCUUUUUCCAGUUGAAGAGCCAGCCGAGUUCUUAUACUGCUCUUACGGAGGAAACAAGCCAGGACGAAGAAUCUUCAGACGAUGACGAAGAUCCUGAGAUCUCCAAGUGGGAAGCUAUCAUCUGGCUUUCAAUCUUGACGGCUUGGGUCUCUCUUCUUUCCGGCUAUCUUGUUGAUGCCAUAGAGGGUGCUUCGGUGUCAUGGAAGAUACCAAUCUCUUUUAUCAGUGUCAUCUUGCUUCCUAUUGUUGGGAAUGCGGCCGAGCAUGCAGGAGCUAUUAUGUUUGCCAUGAAAGACAAGCUGGACCUGUCUUUGGGAGUGGCUAUUGGAUCCUCCAUUCAGAUUUCUAUGUUUGCGGUUCCUUUCUGUGUGGUGAUCGGAUGGAUGAUGGGUGCACAAAUGGACCUAAAUUUCCAGCUAUUUGAGACGGCUACACUGUUUAUAACUGUUAUUGUUGUAGCAUUCUUUCUCCAGGAAGGGACAUCGAAUUACUUCAAAGGGUUGAUGCUUAUACUUUGCUAUCUGAUAGUCGCUGCUAGUUUCUUCGUACACGAAGAUCCUCAUCAAGAUGAUAUAUAAACCAACCAGAAAGAACACAAUCUAAUAUGUGAAGCAGUUUGUGUCAUAAAAGUAAACCCUGAUGAUCUCAGGAACACACCAUCUUACAUGUACAUUUGAGGUUCUAGAGUUUGUUGCAUAACAUUUGAAAAGUAGCCCCAUUUUACGGUUUUUACCUUCCUUUACAUUUGUGUACUUCCCCUUAGGGGCUUAGGUUUACUAAUCUGUAAAAUCACCUUGAUAACUACUAUGAUGGGAAGAUUGGAAGGUCUCUUCUUUUCUUAGAACAGGUUAUGGACGAUUUUAUGUUGAAUUUGAUAUUCAUAAAAGGUUUAAACAA
This is a messenger RNA of Camelina sativa (false flax), 1296 nucleotides long. Lineage: Eukaryota; Viridiplantae; Streptophyta; Magnoliopsida; Brassicales; Brassicaceae. The record is from RefSeq and is a predicted model, not a curated record.